GUAUUCAAAAAUACAUUAAAUCACGGAAAAAAACUGUUCGAACAGUUAUUUUUCGUAAUUUAGUACAUUUUAGAAUGCUCUAAGUUUUGUUAGAAAUGAUUCUGGAAUUCUUUUAACAAAUGCAUUUUGUAGAGUAAACAUUUUUCUACAAAAUUAGAUGUUUUACAGCUCUCAGAGAAUCGUGAUAACUGAUUUGUAGCAAUUCUCCCGGAUGCCCCAACACCCGUUAAAAACUGAUGCAUGCCUAGUUAAGACGUUUUUCACAGAUAUAAUAAAUCAGUUCCAAUCUAACGAAAGAUGUCUGUAAAACGUCUCAUUUUGAAGAGGACACUUUUUCGUAUAUGUCAAUAUAGCUUUUCUUCACAAAACUCGACUCGAUUUUGCACACUCUAAAAUCUUCUGGAAAAUCAUGUGUUUUAGGAGAAUUAGAAAACCUUUUGAAGAACAUCUAAAAAAAACACCUAAUGAGAAAAGUACUUUGCAUUCUGGUGACAGAUACAUGUACCAAACCAAAUAUACCUUUAUCUCAACUAGCAGGCUUCUAGCUAAUUUUGCUAGGGUAGUGUCUCUUAAUAACGUUAAAGUUAUAAAUGAACAAACUAACCUUCAAAAUGAUUUAUUUAUUUUUGAAAUAAAAUGAUAAUAGUUGUGAAACUUUUACUCAAUAAUUUAUUUAGACUCUUUGCCAGAUAAUGAACUUGUAAAAUCUUAUGAACAACAAAUAUCAUCUAAUGAAAGUAUUGAAGCCGAUGAACGUAUGCGGGCAAACAGAGAUAAAUCACGUGAACCAUGUCAAAAUUCGUCUUCACCAUGUGAACAAACAUCAGUUCCUAGAUGUUCUUGUUAUCAUGAACAUCUGAAUGAGUACCAAGUUCCUCUAAAAGAUGAAUACAAUCGACUUUCUAUAGAAGUUAGCAAAACAAAUUCAACAUUAAUAUCAAUGAAAAUGAAUGAUACCAAACAUCAACAGAAUCAUGCGCGUAAUGAUGAAUGGUUUGAAAAAUGUCGACAGAAUUAUGAACUACGAAAACGACAGAUUGAUGUCGAACAGAAACUAGCCGAUGAAAGAUUCGAACAAAAGCGUCAGGAAUUAAUCUGUACUUAUAAACAAUAUGUGGCACCAAAAGUUGAAAAAUUAUCUCAGAAACAUGUUUUAUGUCCAACUGAAAUUAAUUGUUUUAAAGCCGAUUUAUCAAAACUGAUUCAAUCGAUUGAACAUUUACAAGAUUCUUUCUAUUAA
Didymodactylos carnosus is the source of this 1240-nucleotide messenger RNA. The record is from the annotation of a GenBank genome assembly. Lineage: Eukaryota; Metazoa; Rotifera; Eurotatoria; Philodinida; Philodinidae.